AGGUCCGGUCCAAUAACAGAUACAGGCUACUCGUCUCGUCGUCGCCCCCUUUGCUCCGCCGCCGCCGCCGAGCGGAGGCCGUCCCAUCGGAUCCCAUCAUGGCGCUCCGCCGCGCCAUCGGGUCCCUCGCCGUUCGCUCCCAAGCCUACUACCCGCUCCUCUGCCGUACCGCCCCGUCGCCUCCUACCCCCUCCGCGCCCCCGCCGUCCUUCCGCCGCCCGCUCGCCGCCCUCUCCCCCUGCCGACCCUUCGCCGCUCCGCCUCAACAUGUCAAGAAAAACACCAAGGACGAAGACGACGAUGCCGCCGGUCCCAGGAUCAACAACGACAUCACCGCCCCCUUCCUCAGGCUCGUCACCGACCAAGGCCAUGAUGUUGUCCCCAGGCAUGAAGCUCUUCAGCUAGCCGCCAGGAUGGGCAUGGACUUGGUUGAGGUCCAUAGGAAAUCAGACCCUCCUGUCUGCAAAAUCAUGGACUUCCACAAAGAGAGGUAUAACAAAGAUGUCAAAGAGAAAGAACGCUUGAAAACUAAGUCUGCUAUUGUCUUGCGUGGUGGAGAGAAUAAAGAAGUGCGAUUUAAGGGCAAAACAGAAAUAAAAGACUUGAAGGUGAAAGCAGAUGCAAUUACCAGACUAAUGGAGCGUGGUUACAGGGUGAAGUGCAUGGCGAUGCCCGCAGGUAACGAAGAAGAAGAUUUAGGCGGACCUCUAUCUCGGUUAUUAGGACUUAUACAAGAUGUCUGCAUUGUGGAAAGUGGGCCACAUUUGGACUCCAAGCAUGCAUAUGUUAUUGUCAGGCAUGUGAAGUUUGCAACAAAGAAAGGUGGAAAGAAAGCUAGCAAGGCCAUGGAAGAUGCAGGCAAAGGCACCCCCCGCAACACUGCCACUGAAUCAGCAGCAGCUGCUACUGAUAGUGGGGACGAGACAAGUGAACAUGGUUUGGAAAUUGAUGGUGUGAACAGCACAGCCGCCUAUCUCUCCCGUGACUCUUCCACACAAAAAGAAGGGCGGGAUAGAGGCUUAAGAAGGGAGUUGAAAUCAAACCCAGGCAACAACCGUGAGAAUGCACAGAACAUGAUGAAUACUGUAGGAAGCAGAAUUAACCCUGGUCAGGGGGGACCACACUCACCUGAACGUGGACUUGGUUCCAGGAGUGGAAAUCCUCACACGGAAAAGCAAGACAAGACUACUCAAGAUAUGGCACCUGGGGAAACCAACAGGUAUGCCAGUCGAAGACAGCAGAUUGGAGGAGACAACCAAGGUAGAUCCCCACAAGACCCGAGAAGAGACGGAAAUGAAGACCGCUAUCGGUUUAAUGACAACCAAAGGCCUUUGGAACAGCCUAACCGGCCAUUGCCAAGGUUCAGCCAAGGUAGAUUACCACAAGAACCAAGAAGAAAUGAAACAGGAAGUCAUAUUCCGUUGAAUAACAAUCAACGGCAAUUCCAACAAUCGAACCCGACUACUGAAUCCGUAGGCAGUGAUGUACGGAAUCCUACUUCAACAGCCAGGAGUUUGGGUGUCUUCAGUAGUCGAAAACCUGCCACGUCUGAGUUGAAGAAGACAGAUAGUGUAUCUGAUAGUAAGCAUGCUAAUACCGGUUCGACUAAAAGCUUUGGGAUUUUUAGUUCUCCUAGAAGGGAAUCUGGUGAUAAAAGGUCAUGAAAGGAGACUGGAGAAACGAACCUAGAAACAGAAAGUUUUUUAUAUGGCAAAGUUUGCAAGGUAUUUGGGAUUCUACUUGUGAGGCUAUCUGAAAGUUUGGUGGCAUCUAUUGAGAAUGUUUCUGAUGUUCCAUCUGGUGGUGUAUUACUUGUUGGGAACUCUUGUUCACCAGUUGUAUUGUUAGUAUCUGUUUAUUUGGGAGAAUAAGAGCGCCUGUUUAGACAAGAGCCAUUUUUUGCCUGUUAGUUGAAAUACCUGUCCUUGUAUAAGCGGGACUAGCUCUCGGACCAAUCAAGGAUAUUAAUCGAGUCUGACUGGCAUUAGACUGUUUAACUGUUAAUGUCUGAAAUGAUGAGAUGUCUGUUUUGCAUAUA
Messenger RNA from Brachypodium distachyon (stiff brome), 2038 nucleotides. RefSeq names its product translation initiation factor IF3-1, mitochondrial. The record is from RefSeq and is a predicted model, not a curated record. Bases 99 to 1664 code for a protein of 521 amino acids. Gene Ontology annotation, biological process: ribosome disassembly; translational initiation. Gene Ontology annotation, molecular function: ribosome binding; translation initiation factor activity. Lineage: Eukaryota; Viridiplantae; Streptophyta; Magnoliopsida; Poales; Poaceae. The transcript is spliced from 7 exons.